CCAAUCAACCCCGGGUCUGCGGCCCGCGUACUGCCGCUGUUUACUGCCGCCGCCGCCGGCGGCCUCGGCCUCGGUCUCGGUCUCGCUUUCUCAGUCGCCGCGGGGAGUUUGCCCGGCCAGGCAGGCUCUCGCGCAACGCAAGGCAGGCAAAUCUACCCCGCUGGCUGCUCGGGCUCGGGCGCAGCGGGCCGCCCCACCUCACCUCCCUCGCCGCCUCCUGGCUAGCUAGCCUUCAUCAUUCCUUGCUUCCUCCCUCCCCUCCCCUCCCCUCCCCUCCCUCGGUCUCCUUCGCCCCUUCCCCUCCCCUUCCCUUCCCCUUCACGAGAUCCCCAUCCGGGCAUCCCCACCUCUGACCGCGACCACCUCCCAUGCCGCACUAGCCCGCUCGCCCGCCCACUCCGCACCCAGCCAGCGCCCGCCGCGCAGCGAGAUCCAGCGCCGCCGCCGUCCCACGCAGGUGCUCGGCGGAAUGUCCCACCGCCCGCCGGCGCCAAUGCCGGACACCCUCUCGGACGCCUUCGCCGCCGCGGUGCUCCUCUCCUCCACCGACAAGCCGGACACGCUUCCCCCAGGGAGGCUCUCUCCCGUCUCCCCGCUCCCGCACUCCUCCUCCAAGCACCACCACCCGACCCCGAGCUCCUCCUCUGGCUCCUCCGGCUCCGUCUCCCGGGCCCCGCUCGCGCCCGCCUCCGGCCUCGCCUCGCGCCGGAGCCACUCGGGCGAGAUCCCGCUCCCUUCCGACGCGCCGCCACGCGGGGCCGCGCGCCCGGGCCACCGACGCACCGGCUCUGGGCCCCUCAUCUUCACAUCAGGCGCCAGCGCGUGCUCCAGCUCCGCCACCUCGCCGCUCACCAACGCGCUCCCGGCAGGCAACAUCUGCCCCUCCGGUCGCCUCGCCAAGCCGCUCCCUUCCUCCUCGUCCUCCUCCGCCGCCACACCGCCGCCCCCGCCCCCGCCCCGCGCCUCCCGCCAUGACGUGCUCGGCUCCGGCACCGCCAACUACGGCCACGGGAGCAUCGUCCGCUCCCGCGCUGGCGCCGUCGGCGUCGGUGGCGUCACCGACGAUGACGCGGUCCUCAGGCGCGCCAUGUCGGCUGCCGACCCCGAGGAGGUCAAGAGGGCUGGGAACGACCAGUACAGGAAAGGCUGCUUCGAGGAGGCUCUCAGGCUCUACGACCGCGCCCUCGCCCUGUGCCCCGACAAUGCCGCGUGCCGGGGCAACCGCGCCGCCGCUCUCAUUGGCCUCCGCCGCCUUGGCGAGGCCGUCAAGGAGUGCGAGGAGGCGCUCCGGAUUGAUCCGUCCUACGGCCGCGCGCACCACCGCCUCGCGUCCCUGCAUAUAAGGCUAGGACACAUUGAGGAUGCUCUGAAGCACCUGUCACUUGCAACCCCACAGCCUGACCUCCUAGAGUUGCACAAAUUGCAAACAGUGGAGAAGCACUUGGGGAGAUGUCUGGAUGCGCGAAAGGCCGGGGACUGGAAGAGUGUGCUAAGGGAAAGUGAUGCUGCUAUUGCGGCUGGAGCUGACUCCUCUGCUCUGAUUUUGGCUGCUAGAGCAGAAGCCCUUCUCCGUCUCAAUUUACUUGAUGAGGCUGAUAUUGCAAUCUCUAGUGCCUCAAAAUUGGAUUAUACAUCUUCAUGCUCCUCAGACGCCAAAUUUUGUGGGUUUCUUGCCAAUGCCUACCUCUUUUAUGUACAUGCCCAAGUUGACAUGGCAUUAGGAAGGUUUGACCAUGCGGUCUCCUCCAUAGAUAAGGCUAGAAUAAUAGAUCAAGGGAAUACUGAAGUGGUAACCAUGCAUAACAGAGUGAAAUCUGUGGCCAGAGCACGCUCUCUAGGGAACGAGCUCUUCAAUUCUGGAAAAUUUUCAGAAGCUUGCCUUGCUUAUGGUGAAGGGCUCAAACAACACCCUGUGAAUAAAGUCCUGUACUGUAAUAGGGCAGCUUGUAGGUUCAAGCUUGAGCAGUGGGAGAAGUCAAUUGAAGACUGUAAUGAAGCUCUCAAGAUUCAUCCCAAUUAUACCAAGGCUUUGCUCAGGAGAGCAGCAUCCUAUGGCAAGAUGGAGCGAUGGGCAGAAUCCGUGAAGGAUUAUGAGAUUCUCAGAAAAGAACUUCCAGGUGACACGGAGGUUGCUGAGGCCUAUUUCCACGCCCAAGUUGCUCUCAAGUCAUCUCGUGGUGAGGAGGUAUCCAACUUGAAGUUUGGCGGAGAGGUUGAAGCGAUUAUAGGAAUGGAACAAUUCCAGAUGGCUACAUCUUUGCCGGGUGUUUCAGUUAUCCAUUUCAUGACGCCUUCAAAUCAGCAGUGCUGUAAGAUUUCCCCAUUUGUGAACACACUGUGUACGAGAUACCCAUCUGUUAAUUUCCUCAAGGUUGAUGUGAACGAGAGCCCUGCCGUUGCACGCGCCGAAAAUGUGAGGACAAUUCCGACAUUCAAAAUCUACAAAAAUGGUAUGAGAGUCAAAGAGAUGAUCUGCCCCAGCCAACAGCUGCUGGAAUAUUCAGUGAGGCAUUAUGGGAUUUAGGCCAUGAAGCCGAUGAUUUGAUGUUUCCUUCUGCCUCCAGCUUCUGGAGCGAGCACAGGCUUAGCCGGAGCAGAAUCAGUCAAGUUCAUCUUGAUAAGGGCAAGCGUGAAAAUUGAAAUGCGAAGAGCAACUCUUCCCCGGCAUUUUCCACCCCCAUUCUCCAUUUGUUGAUUACCUACUCAAUUUAUUCUUUUAAUCUGUCUCGUCCGUACAUCAUUGUUGAAAAUUUCUUUUAGAACAAAAAACAUCUCCUGAUUCAUGUGAAGAAUGACUGUAAAUUUUUACUUCCAUGUUUACCAGACAACUAAGGAAAGAAAGGUAUAGAUUGCAUUUUGUAAUCUCUAAAGUCAGUUAUGCAUACGGAAGCUAGGCUUCCUUUGUUUU
This is a messenger RNA of Sorghum bicolor (sorghum), 2908 nucleotides long. Its product is annotated as inactive TPR repeat-containing thioredoxin TTL3. Gene Ontology annotation, molecular function: protein binding. Bases 470 to 2524 code for a protein of 684 amino acids. The record is from RefSeq and is a predicted model, not a curated record. Lineage: Eukaryota; Viridiplantae; Streptophyta; Magnoliopsida; Poales; Poaceae. Gene Ontology annotation, cellular component: cytoplasm. The transcript is spliced from 7 exons.